UCACGGGGGAUAAGUAUACACGGAAAUGUGAAUAUCGGGCUUUUUUCCCAGUUGGCGCCAAAAGUAGUCAAGCACGACAAAAGACGGUGGAAGGAUUGGCAGUGGCAAACUUCAUACAACAGCAAACUACUGCAUUGGGUAUUAUUUACCUUUAUUUAUUCGUCUGGAAACUUUAACGCAUCGAAUAACAUUCGAUCGAAGAAGUCAGCAUGACCGCUAAUGAUAUCGUCAACUGGACCCCGGAUUUUUUUUUGGCAAAUGAAGCAAAGUGUCGCCUUGUACUCGGUGAAACUGCUGAUCGGCUGUCGGUGCCAUCCCUUAACUCCCUACCCUUACACUCGUUUAGAGAUAAACAAUUGGCCAGGUUCCGAGGAAUGAUUCAGGACACUUACAAUCCUGAGUACUACCUCGAUCAUUUUCAAAUUCGAAAUGUCGCCACUAACGAAACGACGACCUGCCGUGGCAGGUACAGAGAUAUGCUGGACUCCUUGCCAGGAGAAACUGUUAUCGUUGACUCCAAAGAGAAUAUCAAUGCUGAGCGGCAGACAUGUUUUGUUAUAUCAGUUCCCGGCGUCAACAGCUGGGCAAAGGAACAGCGUACAGUGUGCGAAAUUGCACCUCAAGUCUCAACUAAUACUGCCACCAAGCGUUCACUGGAAUCUGAAGAAAUGGAAUGUGCAGAAAUCAGUAGCAAAAAACACACACAAACAACCCUGAGCCCAGGUGAGGGCGAACCACGCUUGCUGUCCAGGGAACAUGCAAUGAACUUUCCACUUCCCAAUGAUGAUGGAAUAGCCUGCAUUGUGAAGAUAUACGAUGAAACGUCGUUCAAAUUGAACCAGAUCAUCGACAUUGUAGGCUUCAUGUCCUUAGACCCAGCUUUGAGCAUCGCUCACGAUCCAGACAAGUUGAUGGAUGACAUAGAAUUCCAAUCCCACAAUCCACCUGUGUCGUUGAUACCUCGAUUGCAUGCAAUCGACAUCAAGGAUGUGUCCAAGGAGGAGAUUCCACAUGCUAUCCAGGGCAAUUCGACCUUUCCCGCCACCACACGGAGUGACCUGAAGCUAGUGUUGAGUCAGAUUCUAUUCGGAGACACUUUAGCAGCCGAAUAUGUUAUAUGCCACCUAAUAUCUUCCAUCUAUUUGAGACGGGACUUUCUCUCCCUCGGCGCAUUUCCGUUGAACAUAACGAAUUUUCCUCUCGAAAGGUGCAAAACUUUUCCAGAAGAUUUUUAUGGAAUAUUAUCAUUGUUGCUCCCGAAAAGUCACCUCAUUGGCAUGACGUUGGAUGAACUUAACAACCUGAAUCUGCAGCCCAAAAAAGACUACGAUUGUAACAGAUUGACUAGCGGGGUAUUGCAACUCAGCGAUAAUACGCAUCUUGUAUUAGAUGAAACAAAGUUGACCAACGGUCAGGUUUCAGCAAACGGGAGGAAAAAUUAUGAAGCUUUCUCCACUUUGAUUAAUUUCCAGAAGGUCACAUAUGACUUCAAGUAUUACACAAUGGAUUUUCCGACUGACAUACCCGUUCUCAUACUGUCGGAAUCAAAAUCUAUGAUUCCCUGUAAUAGGCAAAUCGUGUUGGAAAAGAAUUCAGACAGUGAGAGUCUCUAUUCAGAAACUCUGGAAGCAGUCAGGCAGUACUUGAGGGAUGAAACCAGAAUAAAUAACAUUCGAAGCUGGUUGAGGGUAUCGAGGCGACGAGAAAUCGAAAUCGAAACCGAGGAUAGCAUAGGAGAUGUAAUCCAAAAUGAUUUCGUUGAAAUGCGUCAGUUGGACAAAAGUACAUCGGCGGAGGAUCUGCAUUCGCUAAUGGUUCUCGCUAGAUUGAUGUCGAUGUCACACGGUAUGGACAAAUUGGCCGUUGAUCACUGGCACGAAGCCGUUAGAAUGGAGAAGGAACGUAAAAGCAGACUGCAGAGACAGCGCGUGCAGAUGUGAAAUGAGUCAUCGGUUUUCCGAAUAUACUCGCGUAUGAAUUACACACAGUUUCCUAAAUA
This is a messenger RNA of Diprion similis, 1999 nucleotides long. RefSeq names its product mini-chromosome maintenance complex-binding protein. Gene Ontology annotation, biological process: DNA-templated DNA replication. The record is from RefSeq and is a predicted model, not a curated record. Gene Ontology annotation, molecular function: chromatin binding. The transcript is spliced from 8 exons. NCBI's taxonomy places the organism in Eukaryota, Metazoa, Arthropoda, Insecta, Hymenoptera, Diprionidae. The coding region runs from base 210 to 1940 and encodes 576 amino acids.